AAUUAGUCACAUGAAAAAGAAAUUAAAAUAUGUGAUAACGUUCGUCUGGUUUUGUUACUUAGUUGUCUCUGCUAUUUUGCUGUUUUCUCGUGGGUUUUUAUUGACCAGGACAGUACAAGACAAUAAUGCUACUUGCAGUUCAAAACUUGAGCAUUUCUGUGAUUCAAACGAUGAAGAAAGUUGUUUUAUUAAAGGAAACGAGGUAUUUAGUGAGUUUCGUAACGAGGCUUUGAAUACUUGCUUAAAACCUACCUCCAAAGUAAUUUUAUUAAUAGUAGAUGCACUCAGAUAUGACUUUACUGUUUACAAAGACAGAGAGAAUCCUUUACCUUUCCAGAACAAGUUACCAAUCAUAAAAGAUACCUUAUUAAAUCACCCAGAGUCUUCGAGAUUGUAUAAAUUUAUUGCUGACCCACCAACAACAACAAUGCAAAGGCUUAAAGCACUGACCACAGGCAGUCUUCCGACAUUUAUUGACGCCGGUUCGAAUUUUGCUACAUCAGAAAUAAACGAAGACAAUAUUAUUGACCAGGUCAGCAAAAAUAAAAAUAAAACUACCGCCAGUGUGGUGUUCUGCUGGCGAUGCAAUUACCUUCCCCCCAUCCCAGCCCUCGCAUCUAAUAAGCGGAUCUUUGCUCAUACCUAA
Messenger RNA from Sitophilus oryzae (rice weevil), 646 nucleotides. Its product is annotated as GPI ethanolamine phosphate transferase 3-like. Gene Ontology annotation, molecular function: mannose-ethanolamine phosphotransferase activity. The transcript has 2 exons. Gene Ontology annotation, biological process: GPI anchor biosynthetic process. The coding region runs from base 11 to 646 and encodes 211 amino acids. Gene Ontology annotation, cellular component: endoplasmic reticulum membrane. NCBI's taxonomy places the organism in Eukaryota, Metazoa, Arthropoda, Insecta, Coleoptera, Curculionidae. The record is from RefSeq and is a predicted model, not a curated record.